AUGUCUUUCAAAUGUUUAUCCCUGUUCACCUUUACAAAAAUGGCUACAAAAGCAAUCUCCUAUUUAAAACCGACACUGCGUCUCGGCUGUCGCUACCAGUCUCCAAUCAAAACAUGCAUCGCCCAAUAUAGCUCCCAUUCCCCGAUGGGAUCGACUACCGCCAACACCCGCAAACCAGUGACCAUCCAAAGUAUCCGAAGUCUCUACAAGAAAAAUGAACCCAUCACAGUCAUCACAGCCUCAGACUUCCCAAGUGGCCAUGUUGCCGAUACCGCAGGGAUGGAAAUUGUCCUUGUCGGCGAUAGUCUAGCUAUGGUAGCCAUGGGCAUGGAAGACACCAACGAAGUCACAAUGGACGAAAUGCUCCUCCACUGCCGCAGUGUGAAGCGUGCUGUCAAGAGUGCAUUCACAAUUGCAGACCUACCCAUGGGCUCAUAUGAAACAUCACCCGAGAAAGCCCUCACAUCCGCUAUCCGGAUGGUGAAAGAGGGUGGGAUGAAGGGCAUCAAGCUUGAAGGUGGUGCUGAGAUGGCACCGACAAUUACGAAAAUCACUCAGGCCGGCAUCCCUGUCAUGGCGCACAUUGGAUUAACGCCGCAGCGCCAGCAUUCCCUCGGUGGUUUCCGCGUGCAGGGCAAAUCGGCUGCCAGUGCAGUGAAGCUACUGCGGGAUGCAUUGGCUGUGCAGGAGGCUGGUGCGUGCAUGGUGCUGAUUGAGGCGGUGCCGGCUGAGAUUGCGGCUAUUGUGACGCAGCGGCUGAGUGUGCCGACUAUUGGUAUUGGGUCUGGGAAUGGGUGUUCGGGUCAGGUUUUGGUUCAGGUUGAUAUGUUGGGUAAUUUCCCCGCGGGUCGGUUCUUGCCUAAGUUUGUUAAGACCUAUGCCGAUGUUUGGGGCGAGGCGCGCAGAGGCGUCGAGGCAUACAGAGAUGAGGUUAAGAGUCGGGCUUUCCCUUCGGAACAGUAUACCUAUCCUGUUACCAAGGAGGCGCUCGAGGAGUUUGAAAAGAUUGUCGAGGCUGAAGGCAAAAGUCAGAAAUAA
This is a messenger RNA of Penicillium salamii, 1038 nucleotides long. Lineage: Eukaryota; Fungi; Ascomycota; Eurotiomycetes; Eurotiales; Aspergillaceae. The record is from the annotation of a GenBank genome assembly.